Sapajus apella (tufted capuchin) is the source of this 2787-nucleotide messenger RNA. RefSeq lists its product as uncharacterized. The record is from RefSeq and is a predicted model, not a curated record. The coding region runs from base 447 to 953 and encodes 168 amino acids. The transcript has a single exon. NCBI's taxonomy places the organism in Eukaryota, Metazoa, Chordata, Mammalia, Primates, Cebidae.
CGAAGCCCCCUAGUGGAGGCCGCUUCUGCAGCCAGGCCCCGUUUCCUUUAAUUCAAUAUUUCCCAAACUUGCUUGUUCACGAGAAUCACGUGGGGAGCGUGUUAAAAUUACAGAUUCCUCGGCUCCACCCGCAGGCCUACUGAAUCAGAAUGUCGAAGGAAGGUACUCCGGAACCUGUAUCUCUAACUAGGGCCCCAGAGGCUGCUUAUGAUCAGGCAAGUUUGGGAAACACAGCUCUAAUUCAUUGAGACUGGCGGGAAGGGGGGCGGGGACCGCGCAGUCUCUUUAAGGAGCUUCCAGCUCUCGGCUCCAAUCGCUGCUCUGACCCCCUUCAUCGUCUCCUCCCCUCUCCUCGUCUUUCCCCGGUCUAUGCAAGCUUCCCCCAGCCACCGCGGGGCCAGGCGCCGAGCAAAUGCCAAGUCCAGAAAUGUUUCUGAGGCCGUGAAAUGUCCCCUCUGAGGGGGGUCCUGAGGAGCGCAGGCAGAAGCCGUGACAGCCCAUCAUUUCGGCAGCCGAGCCUGCCUCCAGCCCGGUCCCAGUCUCCCCUCCCACCCCAGUCCCAGUCUCCCCUCCCACCCCAGGUCUUGCCCUUCCCGAAAAGGAUGAAGCUCCAGCUGCAGUUCUGGGGAGGCCUGGACCCCAGCUCCGGAGGGUCCGGGCUCCCAAUACCGCUGGUCGCGGAGAGGCACUUCCCUGGCCCAUCUUAUCAGCGCUCUGCAGAGUCUGGGCCUGAUCCUUGCUUCCUCCUGGGCUCCCAAGGCCAUGGGUGGGUUGAUGGCUUGACAGCCGGCCUCCUGGCCCAGUGGAUGCUAAGCAGCCCGGGGGCACAAUCCAGCUUUUCUCUCCAAGUCCAGCUGGAGGGACAACACACGACAAGGCCAUCCCUACAGCUGGCACCUCCCCUACAGCUGAGAGGGGGCCUAAACUACAGGACACAAUCCCAAGACCCUUAGGUCCUGGCAGCAUCACUGGGUGGGCAGCAGGUGGAAGUGGAAGGAAGCUUGUGGAGCUGCCAGCAGGGAUAGGGGGUCGGGCAUGGGGCUGAGUGACCUCUGGGAACUCCUGUGCCAAGGGGCUGCUUGCACUGGGCAUCAGCACCCCAAAGCCCACGAGGAGUGUGCCUAGAGCAAGUGACUCAGAUCUUGGGCAUGGCUUGGGGGUGUCAGGCUGUAGCUGCUAGUCCCAGAGAGUGCAGCCCAUGGCAGGCAUCAGGACAUAGAUAGGAAGAGAGAGAGUAUUCUAGGAAGAAUCCAGUCCCCGAGUCCUGGUGGUGGCUGGCCAUGGCCUAGUGCACGCUGUCUGGCUUGUGCAGCCGUGCUGCCUGACUACACCUUAUAGCAACAUUCUCCUUGCUCGACACUGGACACCAAACCUCCACCUAGCCCCUUCUUCCAGGAAGGGGACCGGGAGGCCUCCUAGGAUUAGCAGCAGAAGUUGGUCCUCAGGAAUCAGGAGCCCUUGAAAGGAUGAUGCCUGGUUCCCAUACAGCAGAGGGUCGCCCUGGGCCCUGCCCUUCCUGAGUCAGCUCUUGUUUCAAUUCCUUGAAGCACCCUAGAAUCCUUUCAAUAAAUGCCUGCCCUUUGUGGCCUGCAACCAGAGGAACUGCAACUAGCACACUCACUGAAGAAAUCCUCCUCCUCCUGCUGCUGCUGCUGCUGCUGCUGCUAAAAACAACCAAGGUCAUGGAAGAGGGGGUGGAGGAUACUCUCAUCCCACCUCCAGAUUGACAACAAAAAGUUCUAAAAACCUCUGUGUACCUGGGACUGUCUACCAUUGAAGAUUAGCCAUGGUAACUUGUUGACUUAGUGAUGAACUUCCUGCAGAAGCCCAUAGGUCCACCUGGACUCUGCCCAGGCCAGCGUGUUCUGAAAAUGGAGGGCUCUGUCACCAUUCACUCAACAAAUGUUUAUUCUGCACUGACCAAGGGCCAGAUGUACUAAGAGCUGUGGACACAGCACUCCAACUUACCCCAGGCUACUGAAAUCAGGGAUGGCUUCUGCAGAAGACACACUAAGGAAAGUCCAUGUCACUAGCAGAGAAGAGGCACCAAAACAAAAAAUCAAAAACAAAAAAAUACUAGAAACAGUUUGACAUUUGAUUUUUUUUAAAGUAGUCCUCAUGGGAAAAAUCAGAACUUUGUUGUACUUCCUUACAUUCGUUUCCUGAUUACAUGAUGCCUUUGUUUUGAAUUACGUGUGGAGGUGUCACCAAAAUCUUUAGAUUCUUUGUGCUUAUGUGGAUCUGGACCCAACCCCGGGUAAAUGUUACCAUUUCUGCCUCACAAAAAGAUCUGACAGAAUGCAGACCGUAGAGGCUAUCCUUAGGAGAGACAGCUCCUCUUCGAACCUCGGUGAUAAAUCCAACUCUGACCACAAGGUGGCAAAACAGUAAAUGACAAUUCCUCAUAUAUUUUUUGUAUGUUUAUAUAAAACUAUUGGUUUAUAUAAAAUACUCGCUGAAAAUAUUUAGAAAAACGUGUGCUCCUUCACACAUUUUUGGGUUGUCUGACAUUUUGCAUCAUAAAUGUCAAUUGGCUAUAAAUAAUGUAAUUUGUGACAAAUGUUAAUAUUCAAAAAUAAAACUGUUAUGUCACUAUGUUCACAUGAAUCUGGUGAAACCUAAAUACCUUAGUGAUUUGAGAGCCACCAUCAUGUGUUUUAAAAAUUUAUAACUGAGCUCUUUUUUGAUAGUUGGAAGUUGUACAUUUUUCCUUUUCUCAGUUCUUAAUUCAAUUCUAUUUUUCCAACAGAAUUUUGUCUCAAUAAUUGUCUAUUUUUGCACUUGAAA